Molecule: messenger RNA, 3169 nt
Organism: Cottoperca gobio
Lineage: Eukaryota; Metazoa; Chordata; Actinopteri; Perciformes; Bovichtidae
Product: alpha-tectorin-like
Exons: 20
Coding region: 236-2656 (806 amino acids)
Source: RefSeq, a predicted model, not a curated record
AUGAGGAUCCAUCCCACCUUCCAUGUCUCUCACUUGAAACCGGUGUCUGUCUGAAGCAUCCAGUGAAACUUCUCAAACACAGAGCUGCUUCACAUCCCUGCUCUCCUUCAAUUCCUCCAGAGGAGGCACGGCAGACAAAUCAGUCUGAAGCAUCCAGUGAAACUUCUCCUCAAACACAGAGCUGCUUCACAUCCCUGCUCUCCUUCAAUUCCUCCAGAGGGUUCCUGCCGCCAACAUGUUCUGCUUCAUUCUGUACCUGGCUGCUCUCAGCCUGCUGACAGGUACUGCUGCAACAAACCAGACAUUUACCACUUCUGGGGAGAUGAACAUCUCUUCAUGCCCCAUCACCUAUUAUGGACAGAAAUAUGACAAAGUCUAUUUGGCCUUCGAUGCUAACAGAUUUGCUGUUUGCUUCAAUGGCUUAUACCAACCUGGAAUCAAAAAUGACUGUAUUUUGAUGUCUGGAGGGACAGCUGACAGAGGCGACCUGGCAGUGCUUAAUAAAGAAAUACCCACUGGAUCCGGGGUUCAUCAUCUUCUGCCAAACCUUAAACAUGCUGGGAAAUGUAUCAACAUAAUACCUUUGAAAGAUAGGCAACAAUCGGAAAUUGAACAAGUUGAACUUAGCAACUUUGGGUCACAAGCAAUUCUGGCAAUCAGGACACAUUCUGGAUACACAAAUAUUGAUCUUGAGGCAGAUGCACGAGUCAAUGGCCUUACAGUUUCUAAACAGACAUUCCAGACAGCUGAUACCAAUAAGGGCGUCAUCACAGACCUGAGCGGAUGCAGACUCUCAGGUGUUGUUUAUAAGACAAAUACGACAGUAAGGGACCCAAACAUAUGCACUUCUGUAACCUGUGACUUCAGUGGAGUCGCUACUGCCGUAAAUGAUUGUGGUCCCCUGGAGCAUUGCCAAGGCGAUGGGAGUUGCAAGUUGAACAGCAUGUGCACAGUGACCGGCUCUGCUAUCAUCGACAUUGUUGGCAGAGUUCACUCUGUCCCGGACCGGUGUGGGUACACUCUGAUGAAGCCCUCAUCGAUCCCAGGCUUCCAGGUGCUGGGGUUUUUCCAAGAAAGACGCCGUAAAGAUGUUAGUUUUUUGGACCGUGUGACAUUGCAGCUGGACAGUGCCGGUGUUCAGAUUUCCCUGGAACAAGGCAGCAGGGUUCAGCUGAAUGAUGAAGUACUGAUGCUCAAUGCCACAGCACAGAUGGUUCACGGUGUGGAGCUCUCCAGGGACCAGACAGGUGUGACUGCUAAAAUAUCAGCUUCCAACUACAUGGUUUCUGUCCUCUUUGAUGGCUACACCGCACUAAUCCACAUGACAGGACCGAGUGGAGCUCCCGUGGAUGGUUUAUGUGGGAACUCCAGCAGGUCUUUGAUUGAAGAGAAGGUUGCUGAACACUCGGACAGCAGCUGUGAGAUACAAUAUGAGGAUGAUGCUGACGAUAAGAUCAACUGCAACACCAAAACUAAAUGGUGUAAUAUCCUGAAGCAGGCUCCUUUCAAUGUCUGCAAUAAGCACAUCAACCCAGAGCCCUUCAUAACUGCCUGCACAGACACUUUGUGCAAAUACCCUGCAGUGGAUGGUCUCAAGUGCCAGUUCCUGGAGGCCUACGCCAGGGCCUGCAGCCACCACAGCAAUGUCACGGUGGAAAGUUGGACUCCAAAAACCGGCUGCCCUGCUGUCCCUCGGGCCUUCUGUCAGGACAGGUUCUGCAGUGUUAAUGAGUUCUGCGGUGAGAGAUAUGGUGGGGAACCACAAUGUCUCUGUCGGGCCAUUUUUGCCUCCAAGUACAAACCGACAAGCUCUUUUGGUGAGCCGACGGACUGCAAACAGAAGUCUGCUUCCGUAACUCUGGCUAAUUGUCUCUUGGAGGACAAAAACAUUGAUUACUCUGUCUUACACCUCAAUGACGAGGCCUGCAAAGCUGAAAUGGACGACCUGACCCACAUGGUGACGUUCAACUUUAAUAGCAACAACCCUUGUGGUACAGUUGUCAUGGCAAACAACAGUCAAAUUAUCUACAAGAACACCAUCAUGAGAAGGAACCUCUCCGCGUUUGGCUUAAUCAACCGUCAAAGCCCAGUGCAUAUUGACUUCUCCUGUUAUUACAGUCAGCCAGAUAUCAAGAGCUUGGGCUUCAGACUCAAACACAGCUCUAUGAUCCAGCAGAUGACUUCUGGAGAAUGGAAUUACAAUCUGAGCAUGAAGGCCUACGCUGACCGUAUCAACGGUAUCCAGGCAAACACCGACAUCCAACUGAACGAGAAAAUCUGGGUGGAGCUUAAGACGGAGGGAUUGGAUGAAAAAAUGGUUGUUGUGGUGACUGACUCCUGUUGGGCAACCGAUCAGCCUUCGCCAAGUGGAAGUCUGAGAUAUGACUUCAUCAUCCAAGGCUGCCCUAACCCUGCUGACCAGACAGUAAAAGUGGAAGGCAAUGGAUUGGGAACAUCAAACUACUUCACUUUCAACAUGUUCCAGUUUGUUGGCAAGACUGGUGACGUCUACUUGCACUGCAAAUUAGAGCUGUGUGUCACGGAGAGUAAUGCCUGUGCCCCGAGGUGCGGCCAAGAUGUAAGAAGGCGUAGAUCUGCCAUGUCGAAAUAUGAGGAUAAAAACCCAGCCUUCAUCAGCAUGGCCUGGACUAGUUAGGUUUCCAUGGACAUUCGGACUGACAUCGAGCACAAAACCCAAAAUGAUUCCUGUUGCGCUGAUGAAGAGUCUGAGUUGCUGUGAAUCUUUACAAACACAUAUAAUUGUUAUAACCGGGCUCAUUCAGUGAUCUUUUUCUCGCCUUCAAUUAGUUUGGUCUUAUUUUGGAUUUUUUUUUAGGGUGGUUUGCAUUGGAGAGCUGUUGAGUUGAUUAUCAGCAUCUGACGCGGCUGGAAGAAAGCACCAAUAUUACUUUAUAAUUGAACAGAUAAACAUGGACACUAACAUAUCUGGGCAAAUCUUGUAAGGAACAUGUUUCAGAAGUUGUGGCUGGUGAUUUAAAGACUGCAGGUUAAACAGAACUGCAAAGUUAAUUGUGUAAGUUUGUGUAAAUGAAUAUCAGCUUUAUGAGGGAGGGUGACAGUCCCACAAUGUUCCUGUAGGGCUUUCUUUUGAAAUGGACUUGUACAUUCUUCUGACCAGGUUUGGACACAGUUCCAAGAUCUUGCAAAC